Messenger RNA from Penicillium samsonianum, 882 nucleotides. RefSeq lists its product as uncharacterized. Gene Ontology annotation, molecular function: NAD+ poly-ADP-ribosyltransferase activity. The record is from RefSeq and is a predicted model, not a curated record. Lineage: Eukaryota; Fungi; Ascomycota; Eurotiomycetes; Eurotiales; Aspergillaceae. Bases 1 to 882 code for a protein of 293 amino acids. The transcript has 3 exons.
AUGUACUCAUUUGGUGACAAACGAGAACGCCGUUAUCAAUCUGCUUGCAGUUUGGCUAAAUGUAAAAUUGUCUCUCUGGACUGGUUACUCGAAUCAGACCUGAAAGGGAUACCAUUGUCCGAGAAGAGCUACGCACUUGGCCAAUCUGCCAGUUCCCAACCUGAUAAGUCUGAGAAUAAUGGCAAGGCCAGAAAUGCUGGUUACCCCCUAAAUGCAACGCAGUACUCAGAUACAAAGACCCAAUAUGCAACCAAGAGAACCAACAUAAAUGUCAAACGGGAAGAUGACCAUGUGCAAGAGUCAAACGAAGGGCAAAAGGACUCUAUUAAGGCUGGAUUCAAAUCACUCCAUGUUCCAGUUGAUGAGGAGGCAUUAAGUCACUUUGAAGAGGCUGCUCCUAAGUCGUACCCAGCUGUGCUGAUCGACAACGCUGGCGUUUCUUGGGAUGCCACUUUGAAUCAAACCGUUGCUACUAAAAACGCUAAGAAGUUUUAUCGCAUCCAGGUCGUAUUCACCGCAGUAGACAAUACUAUCACUUACUGGAAUUGGAACCGCUGGGGCCGUUUCGGUGAAAAAGGCCGGUCAGCCUUGCUUAAAGCCAAAUCUCCAGAUGAGGCUGUUCGCGUUUUCGUGAAAAAGUUCAGAGCCAAAACGGGUCUCGAAUGGAGCGACAGACUAAACAAAUCGAAGAAUGGAAAAUACACGUAUACCGAGACGAACUACAAGGAUGAAAAGAAGCCCGACGACGAUAAGCCGCUGGCGGAAAGCCAACUCUCCAAGCCCUUACAGGACCUGAUGUACUUUAUCUUCGACCAGCGUCAUUUCCUCAAUGCAAUGGGGGAGAUGAAUUAUGAUGCUAAGAAGCUCCCCCUGGAGAGCUGA